Molecule: messenger RNA, 2710 nt
Organism: Struthio camelus australis
Lineage: Eukaryota; Metazoa; Chordata; Aves; Struthioniformes; Struthionidae
Source: RefSeq, a predicted model, not a curated record
ACCCAUGCGCGCACACACGAAUUAUGCUGCCUGCCUGCUGGCUGUGCCAUGGGGUGUUGUGCUUGCUAAAGACUGGCGAGAAGAUGUUGUUAAGUGCUUUGCGUUCUGUGCAAAGUAAGACUUCCAGCUAUUCUAAAUAGGCUGUUUGGGAACUGGUCAAAAAAAAGUAUCUCUGGAGAUUGUGACACAUAUGCUUAGGAGUAAAGAUGUACUAGUGUGCGUUUUUAAACAGAUGCUGCGCUUAUUCUUGCAGAAAGUUUAGAAAUGUACAACCUGUAAUUCAGGAAAUGGAAGACACGUGGGACAGUUGCAGCAAAGCUGAUAACACUGAAACAUCAGAUACAGACCAGCCAGCUGCACUCCCCCAAAUAAGAGAAUUUGGAGGCCCUAAAGAUGCAGACCCAGCGGAGAAACCUCUGCUUUCAGAAAAAGCUACAGGCACAAUGCAAUCAAAUGAGGAAUGUGAGCAGCAGCCAGAUCUGGGGGAACAGGAGCAGUCAAGUGCAGCGCAGUGGGAACUACCUGCAGAAGGACUAGACAGUCAAGAAGAACUGAUAGAGAAUAUUGAGCAAGAUGAAUUUGAGCCGGAUGCCUCAAGCAUCAUAUCAUCUGAUAAUGCAUCUCCUGUUAUAAUUAAAAAGUACACUACUUUACCCGAAUUAAGAAUUUCAGAAAAGGAUCAGCAAACAUCUCAAAACUUAGUACUGUCAGAAGAUACAGCAAGCGCCACAGUAACAGGGAGUGUGAUUGAGGAUAAGGCAAAUCUUGCAGGAACUGGGGCAAAGUCUCCUGAAACUAUCCAGUCUGAGGUGUUAUGUCUUGGCCCAGAACAUUUAUCUAGGAAAGCAAUGCAACAGGAAUACCACAUGCCUGAUGUAAUAACUGUCAGAAUACAAACAGAUUCUGAUUCAUUCCAAGAUGUAACUGUAAAAAUAGAAAGACCUACCUAUCAUAAACCAUUUCUGGGUGGCUUUAAACAUAAGAUAACAGGAGUGGAAUUUCAUAAUGCAGGCUCACAAACAGUACCCAAAAAACGAUCUGACAAAGGAAUUGAAGUAUUUUGCAGGGAAACACAGACAGUUUUUGAAAAAAAUAAGCUCCAACAAACAAAAAAUACAACAUCCACGCAGAUGACUAAAAUUGGCCUUUAUGUGUCAAACGUGACUGACAAACUAAUAAGACCUGGAAAGUAUGUUACAGCGGAUGAGUAUCACAAACGUAGACUUGAAGCAGUUGUAGUAUUACAGACCUAUUUCCGUCGUUGGCAUGCGAUAAAUCUAGUACAAAACCUGAGGGAAAAAAAGAGAUUAAGGCUGAAAUGGGAGGCACAAGAAGAGUUAAACAAAAAAAGAGAGAAAGAAGAAAAACUAAGAAGGGAGCAUGAGCGGAGAGUGAAUCCUAAAACAAAAGAAGACUUUGAGCUACUUUACCAUGCUUUGGAAUUAUGGAGGCAGGAGGAGAUUGAAUGGAUUAACAGAACUCUUACCGGACCUGCAAGAAAGGCAGCCCUUUGUGGACUUCUAGAACAAGAGGCACAGCUGAUUGCUUCCAUUGGGAGAUACAAACUAGAUGCAGAUGAGGAGAAGCAACAAAAAGCAGUACUGCAGUUUCUGGAUAAGUGUGCACAACCCAAGAGUUGGAAAGCGUUUGAUGGAAAAAUCACUGAAAUGGAUACACAGUACACACUCCGUGCCAGAGAACUACUUGAAAUCUACCGAAGUAUUAGCAUGAAGGACAUCCCGAAAGAUGAGAGAAUAGAUGUACUGUUAACACUCAGACAUACAGUGAAGGAACAUGCAUGUAAAUUAACACAGGAAAUAGUGGAAUUAAUUGACAGGGAGGUUGACCUUAUGUUGAGAGACGUGAAAGAAUGCAACUUAGAAGGACUGAGGAAAAGAAUUUGUACGUUAUUUCUACAGUAUAUUAAAACUCCAAGCUUUAACCCUGAAGUUGCUAGAAUACUUAAGGUUCCACCGGAUCCCUUAAAGCUUUAUAAAAAUGUUAACUUCUGCCGUAGCUGCAAAAAUUACUUGCCGUCUACUGAGUUCUCCAUUCCUGCUAAUUCACGCACCAUUGGCAGAUGUCGUUUAUGUUGUAAGAUCGAUAAUGAGGCUCGACAGCGAGAGGCAUGUUUGAAGUACAAACUUAUACUAAAAAAUCUCAGGGAGUCUGAAGCUGAUUAUCAGGAUGACGCUAAAAUUGUUUACUUAGUUCAGCAACAAGACCUGCAAUACUUGAUUGAGAAUAUAUGGGGUUGUCAGUCAGCUCUUAGUGCCUGUGAUGACCUCUAUGAUUUGGUUAUGGUCAGAUGGGAUAAGCACCAUGAGUGGUCUCCAUGGAACACUAUUCUCCUCACUAAAGAUGAGGCAGAUGCACAUCUUAAACUGUGCAGCCUUCAGGAGGCUUAUGAAGCAGCAUUUAUUCACAGAAUAAACCAUAAGCAUAUCCGGGCAAAAAAACACUUUGCUCAGAUUCCAGUGAUGGCAUCAUUUUUGCAUAGGAGUGGUGAUCAGGCCAAUGCAAAUGAAUUUUUAAUAGCUAAGCCUAUUCCUACUGGUAUAAAAGCAUAACUGUUAAAAUAAGUUGACUGAAGUUAAAGUUAACUGUAUUAUUGAUUAAUACAAUUUCCCUAAUGGUUUUAAAUAAAUGUCCUUUUUCACCAAUAUGAUUUGUUUACAUAGAUAAAAAUAAACUGCUGAGGAUAAAAUAG